AACUGAAUCAAAAUCCAUUAAAUUUUAAAAAGUUGGAUGGAAAUACUUUAAAUUUCAUCGACACUUACGAAAAGUUUCCUCAACUCUAUGAUGAAAAACAUCCGUUGUUUGGAAAUGUUGAGGAAAAAUUAAAAUCUUUAAGUGAAUUUGCAAAUCAACUUUUACUAGAACACGGCAUACAACUCACAGUCGAAUGGCUCUCCAACGUCAUAAGACAAUUACAGUCAUGGUAUUAUCAUUCCAAGACACGCAACGAAAACCAAAAGAGAAAAUUAAAUAAGCACGAAAUGGAAUACUUCAAGAAAUGUUCGUUCCUCCCGCAGAAGCGUUUAAGCGAUAAAUACUUUUGCAGCAUUUGCAAAAACGUAUUCAAUAUGAAAAGUAGUUUAGACGGCCAUCUCUUUAGACACCAUCAAAUCGGCGAUUUACCCUUUGAGUGCGAUCAAUGUGGAAAAAAGUUCUCUCAGAAAACUAUACUUCAACAGCACGUACAGCGAAUGCACGCCAGCAGGAAAUAUCGCUGCGAAUUUUGUGACAAACUAUUUGCCACACAGUCGGAACAAAACUUUCACACCAGAAUCCAUACGGCCGAAAAACCACAUGUCUGUGAAUAUUGCGGCAAAUCGUUUCGAAUUAAAACUCAAUUGGGUUAUCAUGUCACCGCUGUCCACACGAAAAUACGUGCCCACAAAUGCAACAUGUGUCCCAAGGAUUUCCUUACAAAACGUGACUUGACGGAUCACAUUAAAGCGCACUUGAAUAUACGCGACAAAAUAUGUGAAACGUGCGGCAAAGGGUUUUCCAAUAACCAUUCAUUUCGGCGACAUCGCCAAAUACACUCGGAAAUCAAACGAUAUGAGUGUAAAUUUUGCGAUGAAAAGUUCAAUCAGUUAAUAAGCCUCCAUAGACACAAAAAACGCAUUCACAAAGAUGUUAAGGAAACUGAGAAAAAUACCAAAAUUGAAAAAUCCUAA
Molecule: messenger RNA, 974 nt
Organism: Calliphora vicina (urban bluebottle blowfly)
Lineage: Eukaryota; Metazoa; Arthropoda; Insecta; Diptera; Calliphoridae
Product: oocyte zinc finger protein XlCOF15-like
Exons: 1
Coding region: 288-974 (228 amino acids)
Source: RefSeq, a predicted model, not a curated record